UUCUGAUUUCUUGCAACUCACUAGCGACAAUGGCGCGCUGGUGGAUCUACGCAAAAGGACUCCUGGGUCUUGUAGCAUGUUGUCAAGCGGCGGAGGAGGCUGCUUGGACGGUGAUGUGCAAUGCCGAUUGUGGUGGAGUGAACACAUGCGCGGAGAAACAGUUGUGCUCCGGCAGAAUGGAAGAGACCAGUACCUGUCCCGAUGCGCUGCCGUGCCCGGACAAAGGUGGCGGCACGGACUGCUGGCCCAAAGAUUGCCAGUGGGGUGAGUGGAAUGAGUGGCAGAACGAUGGCGUCUCAGGGCUUUGCACGCGCACCAGGCGCUUCAGCGCCAGCGAGUGUGGUGGCCAGCAAUGCUUGGGAACCACCAAGGAUACGAUGUACUGCGACCCUUUAGUGCAUCCACCCAGCGACUGCGUGUUCAGUCAGUGGUCGGACUUUGGCAGCUGCGACCCGGUGACGCUGCAGAGGAACCGAACGCGGACAGUGGAGAAACAACCCGCGUAUGGGGGCGCAGCCUGCAAUGGACCCUUGCAGUUGACCGAGCCCUGUGGCGAUCGCGACGCACCGGUGGCGUGCGUCCUGGGCGAUUGGAUGGAAUGGAGCGGCUGCACGCGGCCCUGCGGUGGUGGCCAGCAGACGCAAGUGCGCGCCAUCAUGCAGGAGGCCGCUGCGGGUGGCAAGCUUUGCCAAGGUGAAAAUGGAAGUCCUUUGGUGCUCCAAAAGACGCGGCCCUGCAAUGUGGACAUCUUCUGCGGUGGCGAAGAAGCGCCACAGGAUUGCAUGCUGAGUGAUUGGAACGAGUGGACAGCCUGCGAUGCGGCGCCGAAGACUCGGCGGCAGCGCUAUCGCAGCCGCUCCAUUGCCAUCCCAGGCAAGAACGGAGGUGCAGCUUGCAGCAAAAGCCUACAGGAGGUGAAGGGAUGUGAGGCAUCUGAAGAGCUGCCGCCUGUGGAUUGUAGGCUUGGGGCCUGGGGAGCGUGGUCACUCUGUGACAAGACCUGCGCGGGUGGACAAACCUACCGCUCGCGCGAAGUUGCGGUCCUAGCGGCAAGAGGUGGCAAGGCAUGCGAGGACUCCAUGUCAGAGACCAUGGCUUGUAAUGAGAUGGACUGCCACAUGGACAAGCAAGCGAGGGACUGCCAUCUCUCUGUUUGGACAUCUUGGGGCGACUGCUCGCAGAGUUGCGGGAAGGGCAUUCGCACCCGCACUAGGGAGGUGACUGCACCGCCUCUCAUGGGAGGCAUUGGCUGCAGCGCGGAUAUCCAGCAGGUGGAGGGUUGCCCAGAUCUACCGCCUUGCGAAGCCGAAGAUUGCCUCUGGGGCACCUGGUCCGAGUGGAGCGAUUGCACCAAGCAGUGCAACGGUGGACAGAAGAUGCGCAAUCGGACCGUCUUCCAACUGCCUUCGAAGAGCGGCAAACCCUGUCAUGCGCUUCGCAGUGUGGACGAGACUGAAUCCUGCAACACCCAGUCCUGCUCAGCAAAAAGUUGUCAAGACGGAGUGUGGGCUGACUGGCAUGGUUGGAGUCAAUGCUCCAGGCCCUGUGCGGGUGGCUUGAAGUGGCGGCACCGGAGUAUCUACUCCACGGGCGACAGCUGCGGAAAACCCGCUGAGGGCCCGUCGUCAGAAGCCAGCCGCUGCAACGAGUGGCCUUGUGAGGAAGACAGCGACUGUGUCAUGGGACUUUGGUCGUCCUGGAGCGACUGCUCUGCCAGCUGUUACGGCCUACAGUCACGGAAACGUGAGAUCGCGAAGAAGGGCACGGGGCACGGCCGAUGGUGCACAGAUCCCGACAAUCAGCCGGCAGCGCUGGAGGAAAGCCGCCCCUGCAACGGGCCAGAGGGGGCAUCGGCCGAUCAGCAACAGGACUGCGGCUUCGGCGAGAUGCAGGAUUGCUUGCUGAGCAGCUGGGGGCGGUGGUCCACCUGCUCCAAGUCUUGCGGGGGUGGCUUUCAGCACCGUUCCCGACGAACGCUGAGGGACUCCAAGCUUGGUGGCAAACCCUGCGACGGCGAAAUGAGACAGGUCCAAAGCUGUGGCACUGCCAGCUGUGGGCUCGCCAUGGACUGCCAAUGGGAAGAUUGGGAUCAAUGGGGCGCUUGCACUCGAUGCGACGGAGAGAUGAUCCGAGUUCGAGAGAUUCGUCACCUUGGCAAUGAUCUUGGCAAGCGCUGUGAACCCUCCGAUUCACGACAGGUGGCUCAGUGCAACGAAUGCCCCAAGAAACAGACGUUCUGGUGCGUUUGGGGCGACUGGAAGGAAGGGGCUUGCAGCGCCACCUGCGGCACCGGCGGGCGCUUGGAACGGCGCCGUGAGCUCAAAACCCUUAGCUCCCCGCCGCACAACCCCUUGGACGCUGUCGGCAACGUGUCCGGGGUGGGCGCUAGCUGCGAAGCCUACGAGGUGGACUAUACGAGCUGCAAAAAUCUGCCCCUGACCUGUGCCAGCUGUAUCCCAGAGGACUGCAAGUUCGGAGCGUGGGAAGACUGGAAAAAACCCACCACUUGUGAUGGUAUCUGCACGCGGCAAAGGGGGAUUGAAAGGCUUGCCAAUUCCUGUGGCGCUGUGUGUAACGGACACGUCCGAGAAACCAAGACAUGUGUCCUGGAAGAGUGCAGUGGAAAGCAGGACUGUGCCUUCUCCCAUUGGUCGGAAUGGAAUGGAUGCUCUGCUGGCAGCAGUCAACAGACGCGCGUUCGCGAGAUCGUGGCGCUGAACGGACCUUAUGGCAAGGCUUGCUCAGGAGCUCAGAAAGAAACGAAACCCUGCGAGGCUUCGAAAAAAGCGCGAGAUUGCACGUUGACACCAUGGACUGGGUGGAGUGAAUGCUCCAAGCGUUGCGGCGGAGGGCAGAAGGAGCGGACUCGCGAGGUUGCAGACCAUGCUCUUCAUGGAGGUAAACCUUGUGAAGUGCCAUUGAGGUCCACCAUGCCCUGUGAAGAGAAGCUUUGCCUCGGCAACGAACCCGGUGAGGAGGAUUGCGUCUUGGGUGACUGGGAAGAGUGGAACGGUUGCAGCAAAGGCCUCCAGGCCUUCCGAGUUCGCCGCCCCGUGCGCGAAGCUGGGGCCAAUGGACUGCCCUGCAGCGGCGCGUUGAAGGAAACAGGAGCUUGUCCCGAGCUGAAAGCGCGCGACUGCGCCUUGGAGGACUGGGGCACCUGGGGCUCCUGUGGCGCCACGUGUGGUGGCGGCCAACGUUUCCGUACACGAGAAGUGAAGCACGCGGCAGACCCUGGGGGCCAGCCAUGCAUGGGGGAUACCCACGAGUCUGAGACCUGCAAUGAGGAGGUGGCUUGCGACGUGCAAAACGAUUGCGUCGUUUCGUCCUGGAGUUUAUGGUCCGAGUGCUCGAAAUCCUGUGGCCAGGGCCUGUACGCACGAGAAAGGAAGAUCCUACAGGCAGCCUCCAGCUCUGGCCGCGGCUGCAACGUGGUGCUUUGGGAGGUGGAUGGAUGCCAAGGGGAGGGCACCAGCGAAAUCUGCGGAGAUCACGUGGAUUGCCAGUGGGGAGAGUGGAAAGGCUGGUCCGACUGUAAGCAGGCCCAGUAUUGUGGACUGGGUCAUCGCUCGCGUGCCCGAGAGAUUGCCGUCCACCCGACGGGCAAGGGAGCGAAGUGCGACCCGCUGCCCAAAGAGGAGGUGGUUCCUGACAUCAGCUGUGCCGUGUCCUGCACACCCUCAUCGGUCUGCACCAACGGUGAGUGGGGUCAGUGGUCUGUUUGGGGACCGUGCAGUAUCACCUGCGGUCAAGGUGGCACUCGUUCACGGUCGAGGGUCGAGAAAGUGAAGGCCAAUCAUUGCGGCUAUCCACCAGAAGGAUCAGAUCAGGAUUAUGAGCCUUGUGAUGCAGUGGCUGAGUGCGAAAGUGAGAUGGGCGCGCAGGAUUGCCAAUUUGGCCUCUGGAGCUCAUGGGAGGAGUGCAGUGCCAGCUGCAACGGCGCACAAAAACGCACCAGAGAAAUUGCUCGCUACAGCGCCUAUGGAGGCUUUCCCUGCCAUGGCACCAUUGCAGAGACACAAAGGUGCAACCCCGGACCUGCAGAGCAAGGGCCCCCCAUUGGCUGCAUCAGCGGGGCUCCAGUCCAUUGCGUUCAGUGGCCAGCAACGGAUUGGUCACCGUGCACUGCGAGCUGUGGCACCGGCCACCAGACGCGACGUUACGAAGUGGCGGUGCAGCCAGCCUUCGGUGGCAAGAGCUGUUCCCAUCCCUUGGAGGAGACGCGCGAAUGCCAAGCUCUCCAAGAGUGUGUCAUUGAAGAAAGGGACUGCGUGCUCACUGACUGGCAGGAAUGGACUCACUGCGAUCCCUUCACUGCGCAGCGCUUUCGACGGCGGCAAGUCAAGUACGCGCAGGUGGGUGCUGGCAAGGCCUGUGAAGGCAAGCUGUCUGAAACGGAGAAAUGUUCCAGGGAAUGCCAGGACAAGACCUACUCCUGUGCCUGGGCCAGCUGGGAAUCGUGGUCCGCCUGUUCGGAGAGCUGUGGGACUCGAGGGCGGCGGCAUCGUAGCCGCGGGCUGUCCUUGACGGAGAAAUCACCUGCUGCCACGCCUGCAGCUGGCGCCACGGGUGAGACUACGGCUGAAGGCGUGACUGGAGUGACUGGGCUGGCCCCCAUCAACACGGCCGCUGUGCUGGAAGAGUAUCAGCACUUGAGUCGACGCUUGAACCGAGCAUCUGGCUCGCAUGUCGAGUUCUUCAUCUCCUUUCUGGCCGGUGCUGGGUGCUUUGCAGCCGUGGUAGGUCUUAUCCAGAUGAUUCUGAGAAGGGUCCAACAUGGGCCGCAGCCCCGCGCAUUGCUCCUGCCGUUCGCGCCCAACAGCGGCGAUCAUGACUGGAGACAAGCGGGAGUUGUCCGAGAGACUGAAGAGGCAUGAGUGGCACCAGCUGAGACGCCGAAACGCCUUGUGAAAAAAAGUAGCCUAACAACAAGGGC
Messenger RNA from Cladocopium goreaui, 4936 nucleotides. The record is from the annotation of a GenBank genome assembly. NCBI's taxonomy places the organism in Eukaryota, Dinophyceae, Suessiales, Symbiodiniaceae.